GGUAACAAUGCUUUGUAAAAUAUUUUUAUUUGCUUUGUUCGUUGCAAUAGCAAUGGCGGAAGAAACUGCUGAAGAAGCGUGGCCAAAAUACAAGCAAGAUCAGAACAGAUCAUACGACGCCGAGGAAGACGCCAAGAGGUUCGAAGUAUUUAAGAAAAACUACGAAAAGAUCAUAGAACACAACAAAAAGUACGAAGCUGGGGAAGUAACAUGGAAAGCGGGGCUGAAUCAGUUUACUGAUAGAUUCCCCGAAGAACUUGAACAUCCUGAAAAAGAUGUUGUAUCACCAUAACUUAUUGCCGAAAGUUUUAUGAGUAUUAAAUAAAAUUAUUUUAAUUGACA
Molecule: messenger RNA, 342 nt
Organism: Diabrotica balteata
Lineage: Eukaryota; Metazoa; Arthropoda; Insecta; Coleoptera; Chrysomelidae
Source: the annotation of a GenBank genome assembly